Messenger RNA from Solanum pennellii, 1606 nucleotides. Its product is annotated as protein CTR9 homolog. Gene Ontology annotation, molecular function: RNA polymerase II complex binding. Gene Ontology annotation, cellular component: Cdc73/Paf1 complex. Bases 16 to 1242 code for a protein of 408 amino acids. The transcript is spliced from 8 exons. Gene Ontology annotation, biological process: regulation of DNA-templated transcription. Lineage: Eukaryota; Viridiplantae; Streptophyta; Magnoliopsida; Solanales; Solanaceae. The record is from RefSeq and is a predicted model, not a curated record.
UUGUUGUGUAAAGGCAUGUACCGGGUUCUCUUCCAGCAUAAUGCAAAUCUCUAUGCUGCAAAUGGUGCUGGUGUUGUUUUGGCAGAAAAAGGUCAAUUUGAUAUUUCAAAGGAUCUUUUCACACAGGUUCAAGAAGCUGCCAGUGGAAAUGUUUUCGUCCAGAUGCCUGAUGUGUGGAUUAAUCUUGCACAUGUUCACUUUGCUCAAGGCAACUUUGCAUUGGCUGUGAAAAUGUACCAAAAUUGCUUGCGGAAAUUUUAUCAUAAUACCGACAGUCAGGUGCUUCUUUAUUUAGCAAGAACACAUUAUGAAGCUGAACAGUGGCAGGAUUGUAAAAAGACUUUAUUAAGAGCCAUCCACUUAGCACCUUCAAAUUAUACGUUGAGAUUUGACACUGGUGUGGCACUACAGAAAUUUUCAGCCUCAACGUUACAAAAGACCAAGCGGACUGUUGAUGAGGUGAGGGCAACAGUUGCAGAGCUGAAGAAUGCAGUUCGCUUAUUCAGUCUAUUGUCUGCAGCUUCAAAUCUUCAUGUUCAUGGAUUUGAUGAGAAAAAAAUCGAAACUCAUGUUGGAUACUGCAAGCAUUUGCUUGAGGCUGCAAAAGUUCAUUGCGAGGCAGCUGAGCGUGAAGAUCAACAGAAUAAGCAGAGAAUAGAACUUGCUCGUCAGGUCACAUUAGCUGAAGAAAAUCGUAGAAAAGCCGAGGAACAGAGAAAAUAUCAACUUGAGAGACGAAAACAAGAGGAUGAACUCAAGCAAGUGAUGCAGCAAGAGCAGCAUUUAGAGCGUAUUAAGGAACAAUGGAAAAGCAGUACUCCUGCCUCUAAGCGGAAAGACAGGCCCCAGAAUGAAGAUGACGAGGGCGGGCAUGGUGAGAGGAGGAGGAAGAAAGGUGGGAAGCGGAGAAAGAGGGACAAGAAGUCUCAUUACGAAUAUGAGGAAGCAGAAGCUGAGAUGGAUGAUCAGGAAGAAAUGGAUGAUGUUGACCGUAACAGAAAUGAUGAAGAAUCUUAUGAUCAAACAAAUGAUCAUGAUGAUCAAGCAGAGAAUAAUCCACAGGAUCUACUUGCAGCAGCUGGACUUGAAGAUUCCGAUGCCGAGGAUGACACUGUUGUACCUUCAUCAAAUGCAAGUCGGCGAAGGCAGGCACUGUCAGAAUCAGAUGAGGACGAGCCAUUGCAGAGGCAGGGAAGUGAGGGAGAAGAUGGAGAAAAUGUUGCUGCAGAUGAUGAUGAAUGAAGAUGGAAUACAUCAACAAUUCCUAGUUUGGUUGAUGACAAGAUUGUCAAUAUUCCUUACCUUUGGGUCAAACACACUGGGAUUUCUGUUGCCUCUUUCUAGGCCUGGCUGCGUUAUAGUUUUUGUUUCCUGGGGUAGCCUGGGUUAUUGGUAGGAAGAAAAGGUAAAUGUAGCUUAAGUUCUAGACAAACAGCUAUACUGUAAAUGCACAAGCUUAACAGCUACCCAUUUGUUUUGAUGGGGUUGUUUGAUAGGGGUGUACAAGAAAAAUGCUAAAUAGAGUGUAUUAGUAAUAGUAAUGCUUGCAUUAAUAAUGUUCGUAUUAUUAAUGUUGGAAUUAGUUAUACAUAGACUAUUUCUUAUG